GUCCGUGCUCCAAUAGCGAGUAAGGGAUACACGCGGCAGUGGAAGUAGCCUACGAAAAGUAGAGUUUUCUCAAAAGAAUAACAACAAUGUUAAAGACAUCGUACCGAGAUAGACGGACAAGCACAUGCUAGUACAUCUGUCAGAACGAGCAAAGGUGAACGGGUUGACUGCCCGGCCACUUGUCGAAUUGAAUCCGCAGCGUUUAAGCAACAAACUGGGAGAGAGCAUUGCAGGUUGUGGUGCAAUAGGGCAUACAGGAGAAGCACGACACUUUUGCUAAUAGAUUGCAGUUAUUUUUGAAGUCCUUUAAGAACGUGGAAGAGCCUCUUCGUCCGUGACCGAAGACCGAAGCGGGCCCCGACUAAAUCGCAGGUGCCCCGAUACGCAUAUCAGCGAAAUCAUCGAACCCACAAUCUCGAUAAGACUUCGACUCACACGGAAAAGUACUUUUCGUUAACGUGUCGUUUAUAUUAAGUGGCUGAUGUUCAUAUCGUGCUUGGUGUAGUUAUGUUCGUCCAUCCGUCCGCCCGUCUUCAAGAGAGAAGUCUUUAACGAUGUAGAUCAACGAGUUCGGCACUUUUAGACAGGAACGACAGAAGGCGGGAAUGGAAGUCAAUGUAAAUUGUAACCGUGAAUUAGCGCUUCCUUAUUUGCCGUCAAAAAGCAACAAAUCAGAGUGUUUUUUCGAACGUGCGCGACGGUAAUCGACAGACGUGCAUGUAAUAACAUUCAGUCGCAGCAUUAAUUGGCUUACAAGUUUUUUACAAGUGAAGCACACACACGGGGAGAAAAAGGAAACAGUAUAGUAGAGAAAUUCUACUGAAUUUCGAUCGAUCCUCUGAUGAAAAAAAAAGGAUUAAUAAAGGGCAAUUACUGCAACCUGAGAUCUUGAACGCCUUGUUAGUGCGUGCAGACAGAAUCAAGGAAUAGUGCGUGUGGAUUUCUCUUGCAUUGUGUAGACACUACCCGAAAGCCUUUCGUAAGAAGUCUACCUUAUCAGCCAGGCUUCGUACGUCACUCCUCCUACAAAGAACAGCACUGAAUUUUAAUUAAGCUCAACGCCGCCGCAACUUAGCGUUAUGGCCGAAACCAGGAUACAGGUGGUGGACGGUUCCGAGAUGUUAGCGGACGACGGUCAGGACGGACAACGUUUCGCGGUCCUAAGCUAUGAGCAGGUUCGUCGUCUUGAUCAGGUGAUGAACGAGUCUGUGCCGAUCAACGGCCGCGGCCAUUUCCCCACACUCGAUGUGAAACUCUCGGAUCUCGUUCGUGUCGUCCGACGCAAACUGGAACAUGAGAACGGCAUCCACGUUCGGGACAUUCGCAUGAAUGGUGGCGCUGGUUCGCAUGUGCUGGCACCGGAGAACUCACCGUACAACGACCUCGACCUAAUCUUCACGGUUGAUCUCACCAGCGGGAAGUCAUUCGAGAAAGUCAAGAGCGCUGUACUUGAGUCGUUACUCGAGUUCUUGCCCGAUGGAGCGGGCACAGGCAGCCGACGACAUCGGAUAUCUCUAGCGAGCUUAAAGGAAGCGUACGUUCACAAAAUGGUCAAAGUGACCGAAGGUGACCGGUGGUCACUGAUCUCACUAUCGAAUGCCGCCGGGCGUAACGUCGAACUUAAGUUCGUUGACAAAAUGCGCCGUCAGUUCGAAUUUAGUGUGGACAGCUUCCAGAUUAUCCUUGACUCGUUGCUGCUAUUCUACGAUUGCUCGAACAUGACUAUGUCGGAUAACUUUUACCCCACCGUUGUGGCGGAAUCAGUCUAUGGAGAUUAUCAGGAAGCGUUGUACCAUCUGACGAAGAAGCUGAUUGCAACCCGGGCGCCUGAGGAGAUCCGUGGUGGAGGCCUGUUUAAGUACUGUCACUUACUCGUGCGAGACUAUAAGCCUGCGAAGGAGGAACAACUGAAACAGCUAGAACGGUAUAUGUGUUCAAGGUUCUUUAUCGACUUUCCCGACUUAGCCAACCAGCGGCGCAAACUCGAAUCCUACCUCACAAACCAUUUCAUCGGCGAUGAAGAACGCUCCAACCGUUACGCCUAUCUAAUGAUCCUACAGCGAGUAGUUGACGAGUCCACCGUAUGUCUAAUGGGUCACGAACGGCGACAGACGCUCAACCUCAUCGAUGAAUUGGCCUCGCAAACCUACUACGAGGACAUGUUACUAGCGUCGAACAAGCAGCAGCAAGCGGUCGCGACGAACUGUGGUGGCGCUGCUAAUGGUACAGCGACCGGGUCGCCUCAGCAGUUAGCGUUGGACCUCGCUUCCGGCACCUUCGUCCAGUUCACCAAUGGCGGUUACUAUUAUACACCAUACGUAUCAUCCCUUUCACAACUGUCGCAAUUUCCCACUAACAGCUGCAUCUGCAGUUCGACCGGAAGCAGUCGGCCGAGUUCAUCGGGGGCGUCAACGCCGACUUCGGAGGGUUCAGCAGCAAGCUGGACUUCAUAAGCUUCAAGACGGCUAACUGUGAUCUCUUCUAAACAACAACAACAGCAACAGCUGCCCGUCAAACAUACAGUCACAUACGUCGUUGGCGUAUUGUUCGCAAGUUGGUCGCAACGACGUCAACGACAAUAGAGCUGUGCGACUGAAACAGACUACCGCAGGAUUGACAAACGGACGGAGGAAAAGUGCAAACCAACAAGAGGACAGACAACCAUACAAAUAGAACAUGAAAACAGGCGUUCAAUGUGAGAAGCAGGUUUACAUUCGCCCGCGUGAAAGGCCCGCGUUAAUCAGCUCUGCCAUCUGGCGUUCGCAACCAAUGACGUUAACUACGAAAUAUAUGAUGACUGUUCGCCAGCGUCGCUUGAUGAUUGACCCAUACAUCCAUACCAUUAUUUGUGUCCUGCAUAGGGUUUCGAAUCAUACUGCAAAAACGACAUUUAUUAAGAGACGGGCAGUUGCUGCUGUUGUUGGUCUGAAUUGUAUUCUGUGACAUAGUGGAUUUCACCUGAUACGAUACGAGCUCUAUGACGAGUCAGCCAUGCUGCGUUCACCGCAUCCGCAUGCUUAGACAUUGCAACCGAGACGCGACUAAUGAUAACGAAGAAUCAAAUGGCGUAGCCAAUAGUUGUUUAGAAACAUACCUAGAACAACUCACACAGCAGAUGACUCGAGUCCAGUGUCCGGAACCGCGGUCAGACAUCAUUACUAUAUUAGGCUAUGAAAAUAUGACCAAUUUAAUUAUUUGGCUUGAACCUUGCAAACUAGAAAAAAGUACGCUCCGUUCUGGUAAAUUGUGACCAGCAUCAAUAGGAUUGGUUGUGGCGGAGCAACCAUGGUUCGGGUUCACGCGGGCGGAUCUCGUAGGGAAAUCAUUUCAAACGAAGAAAACAUGAGUCUACUAAAGAUGUUGAUGCUAAUAAUAAUAACUCUGAAGAUGACGCCAAAAUAAUGCAGAAGAAACUCGUUGUAGAGUACACCAUUGAUUCUAUAUAUUCUAACUGCUGCUCAAAAUGCGGUAAGGUACACGGAAGAGUGAACAUGAAAUUACAAAAUGAAAAUUACUGAAAAAGGGCCAGGAAAAGGAGGCAAACUAGACGAAGUACGUUUCGAGGCAGAUUCACGUCUCUACGUAUAGGUACAAUGCCCUAACAAUGUGUCAGUGUACUUUAUUUUGUUAGAUAUUCUAAUCUGUGCACGCAGCAGUAAAGUUCGCAAGGGAAAACAUUUUCUAAGACCGCUAGCUGAGAUCGGUUCUGCAACUCACCAUUAUUUUUAUAAACAAAAAACGGGACGGACAAACAAACAAACGGAGAAGAUUGACACAAGACAGAUAGGCAGGCAGGCAGGUAAACAGUCGCAGACGAAAUUUAUGUGACAGCGGGAACACGAUAUACGCGCGAAGCAAUGAAAUUGAUGCUACUCAUGAUAAUAAGGAUGAUGAUGGAAAUACUGUACAUGCUACUAGAUUAAUUAGCGUUACCCUAAAGACGUACGACAGUCCCACGGGGCGACAAGGCCGCAGAUACCUGCCCUGCCCUAUGCAAGCAAACUAAGGCCUAUAGAUGGCGACGAAGCUAAAUAGCUAUUAUGAAACAUGCGGACCCUACCAAGACGCCAAUCCAACCAAAUCCGAGGCAAUCCAUAUGUUAGGCACCAUCUCGAUCGUAGACAAUGGUUCCUGGUUGGUGCAAAAUGGCGUCUGCUGUAAUUCAGCUUGUGGCAAAACCGGGUGUCACAGUUUAAUCGUAGAAGGGGAAGAGCUGUUAUUGAACGGAACAGAACGCAAGUAUUGUCCUGGAUCCAAUAUACGAUGGAGCUUACGUACCUAGAUGGUGUAUGAAGGUUCCGACGGGAUAUCGAAUAGGCGUUCGUUGUGGAUUAUGCCCAACCGAACAGAGGUAUGGAUAUGAGAGGUACUUCAUUUGGAGGCAGUCACUCUUCUUGACUCCAAAGCCUGCGUGUUCGGAAAGAAAGCUCUUAAAUGCUCUAAUCGUGUGUCAUCGUCAGAUGCGCUUGGGAAGAUGCGGAAAAUCAGACAACAGGAUCGUUACGAUAGGGUCAAAAACAAUGCGUUCUAUCGCACGCAAUUGUAUUGUGCGGAGAUCCAGCGUCGGUUGACCAUCGGUCAUACGUCGACCCGAAGUUACUCGACAAUUGAGGAGUAUAUUGAGCGUCAAUAUUAACACUGUUUUCUUCUUGUCGUUUUAAAACUUCCCGCAAUAUUUGCUAGCGCGGGUAAUAUUGAGGCGCAGGAUUGCAGCCCUGAUGCUUCGUAUCCAUGUGUUAAGCGUUCUCUCUUAAAUGGCCUCUUCAUAUAUUUUAUGAUGACAUACAGACCAGCGAAAAAAAAGCGCAAAACAUACAAGAAAAAAAAAUAACAAUAAUAAAAAUAAUAAAAAUUAAGAAGUAACAAAUAAAUAAAACAAAACGGUCGUGAUGACGACUCUGUUCAUGCAAAAAAACUCAAACGAGAACACGGUAAAUAAUCUGUUAGAUGACAGCGGUCAAUUUCAAUGAGAUGAUAAAAAUAAUGACAUAGAGACAACAUUAUCUAUAGAAGCGUUAAUCCCCAGCAGAGGACGAUUCGUUUGUGCAAGGUACGACCACGGCCGUGAUCACGGUGAUGAUGAGAACAAUAAUCAUAAGAAGCUCCAAAGAUUACUUCCCUCCUUUUCCCCAACAGUUUCGUAAACUUUUCCUCUAUAUUACUCCUACAUAAUGACAUAUACCCCCAACUCAAACCGUAUCCUGGUAAAUUGAUCGAGGCGGAUUUCCAAAUAUUUACCCCCGGUCGUCACGCGAAGCUCCUAUAAACUACCUCUAUUGAUAAUAAAAAUAAUAAUAAUGAAUACGCCCAGUAAAUAUGUCAUUGUCGAGAGACGCUUUUCAUCACGUUUUUCUCUUGGGGUCCUCCUCUGUUGAUUUCUCAAUGUAGUCGCUUGUUAACGUGUCGAAAUUGGCUACCGCUUCUCCCAGUUUACUAAUGGAUAGGAAACACGGUACUCUAACUCCCUGCUGGCGGGUUAGCGUUGUCCUGGCGUAAGCCUUUGACGUGCAUUACGCUACCUUUUAUGAUGGUAAACACACAGCAAAGCGAGUGCAUACAUAUGCCCCAGUAAUCUAUAGCAAGAACAUGAUGAAUGCGAGUAUAAUUCUUAAGAAAAAAAAUAAACCACGAAGCCUCAUUUGAAAACAGAACGAGGCUUAAUAUUAAUCAUACACAUAUAUACGUUUCUGAAUGCACAAAUACAUAGAUACUUUGUUGCAGCGUUAAAAGACAUAAAACACAUAAUCACCUAUAUGCUCUCACAUAUAUGGGAUGUAUUGAGUGUGUUGUAUGUUGUGUAUAGUGGUUGCGACGUCCGGCUGAAGAUCGACGAUAUCAGCCAGUCACAAUCGAUCAGA
Molecule: messenger RNA, 5858 nt
Organism: Varroa destructor (honeybee mite)
Lineage: Eukaryota; Metazoa; Arthropoda; Arachnida; Mesostigmata; Varroidae
Product: terminal nucleotidyltransferase 5C-like
Biological process (GO): mRNA stabilization
Molecular function (GO): poly(A) RNA polymerase activity; RNA binding
Source: RefSeq, a predicted model, not a curated record